Molecule: messenger RNA, 3019 nt
Organism: Nicotiana attenuata
Lineage: Eukaryota; Viridiplantae; Streptophyta; Magnoliopsida; Solanales; Solanaceae
Product: protein FAR1-RELATED SEQUENCE 6
Exons: 2
Coding region: 711-2903 (730 amino acids)
Biological process (GO): regulation of DNA-templated transcription
Molecular function (GO): zinc ion binding
Source: RefSeq, a predicted model, not a curated record
AAUAUGUGAAUAUAUAUAGUAUUCCUCCAGUUGUUCUUAACCCCAAAGAGGAAGCCACUCCCCACGCCUCAGCUAGAACUUUUUUGCACCUAUUGUUACCUCUCCCUUUAAUGCUAAGGGGAUAACACAAAAGGAACUGACCUGUGGUGCACUAAUUUAUUUGAGUUCCUUUUCUGUUUGCUGGGUUCUAACUCUAUUUUUUCUGGGUUUUUUUGGGGGGUAAUAAAUGAAACCAAAAAAAACUGAAGCUUUAGUGGGCACAAUUUAGCCGAUUAAGAGGGACCAACACUGCAGUAGUAGCCCUGAACUAACUGAAGCAGAUUGAGGCAUUAAGCUCAGGGAACGACAAAGAAACUCUUCAUUAAGCAAACCAAAUUCAGUGUUGGGUAGUACUUGCCUUACUUUGGCAUUUUGAGGUAUUAAGCUAGGUGAAAAGGUGAUACGCAAAAGCUCUUUACCAAGCAAACCAUAUUCAGGCUUCAUAACCAAGCUGGGUAUACAAUUCCCUCUAGGCAUUAAUAGUUUUCCUAUAUUAACACAGGAGAUGUUAAAUUGCUGUGCUAAACAACAACAACAACAACAUACCCAGUAUUAUCCCACAUCGUGGGACCUGGGUAGGGUAGUGUGUACGCAGACCUUACCCCUACCUUGUGAGGAUAGAGAGGCUGUUUCCAAUAAAGGCUCAUCGUGCUGUGCUAAAGGCUCAUCAAAUGUUAUUGACCAUCAAACUAGCCACGGGACUGUAUUUUUCUAUUAUUAAGUGCUCCUCGCCUACACAACAGAUUAAGGGAAAAAAACAGACAGCUCAAUUUCAGAUGGAAGAAGCUUCUCUUGAUAGUGAGGUAGAUCUUACUGGGCAAGGCAGUGGGAGAUCGCAAGAAAUAGAGUCAGAUGGGUUAGAUGACCAGAACAGUGAGCAAAUUGAGUCAGAUGAAUUAUUUUCUCAAAGUGGUGGGCAAAUAGAGUCAGAUGCAUUAGAUGAUCAAAAUGGUUUUACUGAUGGGCAGAAGCAAUUUGUUGCCCCAGCAGUAGGAAUGGAGUUUGAAUCGUAUGAUGAUGCUUACAACUAUUAUAAUUGUUAUGCCAGGGAGGUUGGUUUUCGUGUUAGAGUAAAAAAUUCUUGGUUCAAAAGAAAUAGCAGGGAGAAGUAUGGUGCAGUACUAUGCUGCAGUAGCCAGGGCUUUAAGAGGAUUAAAGAUGUAAACCGGCUGCGCAAGGAAACAAGAACUGGUUGUCCUGCAAUGAUGAGGAUGAGAAUGGUGGACUCCAAAAGAUGGAGAGUACUUGAAGUUACUCUUGAACACAAUCACUUGUUAGGUGCAAAAGCAUACAAGUCCAUCAAGAAGACAGGUGCUGGAAACAAGAAAAAGUUGGAUUCUAACUGUGAUGCUGAAGUCCGCACAAUCAAGUUAUAUCGGGCACUUGUGAUUGAUGCAGGUGCGAAUAGGAAUGCCAAUUUUAGUGUAAGGAGGUGCAAAACUACAUCUGAUUGUCACGACAAGCUGAAUUUAAGAAAAGGAGAUACGCAAGCCAUGUAUAAUUAUUUCUGUCGAAUGCAAUUGACAAACCCAAACUUCUUUUACUUGAUGGAUCUGAAUGAUGAAGGGCAGUUGAGGAAUGUAUUCUGGGUUGACGCCAGGUCAAGGGCGGGAUAUGCUUACUUUAUUGAUGUGAUCUAUUUUGAUAAUUCAUAUUUAUGCAACAAAUAUGAGAUUGGACUUGUGGCAUUUGUGGGCACAAAUCACCAUGGUCAAUCAGUGUUGCUGGGCUGUGGCCUACUUGCGGGCGAGACAAAAGCCUCUUAUGUUUGGGUGUUCAAAGCUUGGCUCACCUGCUCACUUGGACGUUUCCCUCAAACAAUUAUUACAGAAAGAUGCAAGAUUUUGGAGAGUGCAAUCAGUGAGGUGUUUCCGAGGUCUUCUCAUUGUGUUGCUUUAUCACACAUCAUGAGGAAAGUUCCAGAAAAGUUGGGAGGGUUGCGUAACUAUGAUGCUAUUAGAAAGGCAUUAAUUAAAACAAUAUAUGAGGCUCUGAAACCAUUUGAUUUCGAAGCAUCAUGGAGAUUUAUGAUCCAAAGAUUUGGAGUUGGUGAUCAUGAGUGGCUUCUUUCACUCUAUGAUGACCGAACUAAAUGGGCUCCAGUUUAUUUGAAAGAUACUUUUUUUGCUGGAAUGGCCACUGCCAGGUCUAAUGAGACAUUGACUGCUUUUUUCGAUAAAUAUUUGCACAAGCAAACUCCCCUAAAAGAGUUUCUUGACAAAUACGAAUUAGCUUUGCAGAAAAAGUACAAGGAAGAAGCGGUUGCAGAUACAGAGUCAAGAAACUCGAACCCUGAACUCAAAACAAGAUGUUCCUUUGAGUUGCAGCUUUCAAAAGUGUACAGUAGAGAGAUCUUCAAAAGAGUUCAGUUAGAGGUGGAGGAGAUGUAUUCUUGUUUCAGCACAACACAGUUACAUGUUGACGGGCAAAUGGUAAUAUUUUUGGUGAAGGAGCGUGUUUUGGGAGAGGGAAAUAGGAGAGAGAUACGGGAUUAUGAAGUUCUGUACAACAGAGCAGCAGCCGAAGUUCGUUGUAUUUGCAGCUGCUUCAACUUCUAUGGAUAUCUGUGCAGGCACGCGUUGUGUGUACUGAACUUCAAUGGUGUGGAAGAGAUCCCUUCAAAGUACAUUUUAUCACGAUGGAAAAAGGAUUACAAGCGAUUAGGUGCAUCAGAUCUUGAAUCCAGUUCUACUGAGUCUACUGAACACGUUCAAUGGUUUAGCCAGUUGUAUAGAAGUGCAUUACAAGUUGUGGAAGAAGGGGUGAUAUCCCUAGAUCAUUAUAAAGUAGCUCUAAAUGCAUUUGAAGAGUCUCUGACCAGAGUUCACCACAUUGAAGAAAAACUAAAUAAAUAUUCUUUGUAAUUAACGUAUCUACUUUCAGUCCUUGUAAUGAUGUAAUCGAGGGGUGUCUGAAUAUCUUGUUUAUAAUGAUUAUAGAACUGGGUUGAUAUUAAUACAUAUAGUUCUUGCUUCAUUUA